Molecule: messenger RNA, 3681 nt
Organism: Durusdinium trenchii
Lineage: Eukaryota; Dinophyceae; Suessiales; Symbiodiniaceae
Source: the annotation of a GenBank genome assembly
AUGGCAUCGGAGAAGCUACUCACCGCCGCGGCCGCCGGCAACGUGGCGACACUGGAGCGGCUGAUCAUCCGAGAAUUUGCAGACGUCGAGGUGAAAGAUGAUGAAGGGCACACGCCAUUGAUCCAAGCGGCGCGCUUUGGACAUCUGAAGGUCAUCCAGCGUCUCUUAGAGCUUCGGCCUCAAUUGGCGCUCAACAGCAGCGACCUCCAGGGUCUUACAGCCUUGGACCAUGCGGUGGAGGCCAAGCACCAGGAGAUCAUCGAUUAUAUGCUGGCUGACGUGACUUUGCUGAAUUUCCGACGAGGACUGUUGCCGGCGGUUCAGAAAGGCGAUGAGGCCUUGGUGAAGCAGCUUCUGGAUUCGGAGCCCAGUAGUGCCUGGCUCGAAACCUGUGACGCGCGGGGUGCAAGCCUGCUGCACUUAAGCGCCAAGCGCCAAGAUUGCCCCAUUCUGCUGGAGCUCCUCCGGAACCGUGCAGAGGUGAAUCGCCUGGACCGAUACGGGCGAACUCCUCUGGACGUGGCGCCGAGCUCGAGCGAGGCGGCCUUCCUCUUGCAGAAGCGAGGUGUGAUGGGAGAGCUGUUGCGUGCGGAUCCAACUAUGAUGGACAAUUCGACAUUCAUCCACUCUCUGAGGAGGAAGGCCGCCUCUGAGAAGAAGGGAAUGUGCUACACGCAAGCGUUGGAUCUUGCUGUGGCUGAAGAAGAACUUCACUGGAGGUGCAUGACAUGUGCCACAUGGAGGGGAAUGGAGUGGCUGCGAAGGUGGACCGUUCAUCCAGGGUUUGAUUCAGAGGCCACCGCCCGGUUGAAGGUCUUGCUGGAAGCCUUGGUUGCAGACCAACCCUUCCACUAUAAGCAGGUCUUGGAGUCUGGGCUCACGCCUUUCUCCUUGAAACUGCGCGGAACCGAGAGAGACGCGGAGACGUUCCGCGCGCGUUUCCCGCGUUCCCAGCGGGUCUUCGACUCCGGGUGUGCCUCAGAUGGAAAGAGAAAAGAACCGGCUGGGGUACCAGAGAUGUUCAACCUAGCGAGCACCUGGAUUGGCGCUAUCCUGCCACAUGUGCUGGCGAAGAUCGAUCGAGUCUCCUAUGGGCUACUGAGCAAGAAGCAGCUGGAGGCCGCUGAUGAGAAGACUCCCUUCUCACGCUUGGUCAUGGCUGUGCCCUUCGUGGGCAAGGAUGUGCCGUCCCGUAGUAGUGAGUUCGCGCAUCCCGACGUGGCCAUUGGUCUCACCAUCCUGGCCUAUCGCUUUGAGGGCCUACGGCCGAGCGACGUGCGAAGCAUCGUGGCACAGCUGAAGCAGGAUGGUGCCCGGCAACUGAGGCCGCGCGAUACGCGGCCUGCGCAUGUGCUCUUUGAAUCAUGGGUACGGCAGGCCGGAUGCUGCCGAGGAUACAAGAUGAGAAGGUUGGAUGAAGAGCUCUCAAGGAACAUCUUGCCGCUGUCUCUCUUUCAGCCAACGGAUCCGAAGCAGAUGGCACGACUCUAUCGCCAGAUCCAGAACACCAGCGAAGUGGCACAUUUUUGGCUUCGGCAGCACGUGUUCCCAGUCACGAUGAACUUUCAUCCCCUCAAGAUUUCUGCCAGUGGACAUGAAUUGGGCAGCUCGUUGCUCUUUGGCUAUCGUUUGGGCUUCAGUGGUACCCCCAGCAACUUGCUCCCCGAGGACUUGGGAGAAUGUUUCUACGAGCCAGGCAGUGACGGACAGGUCACGGCGGUGCUCACAGACCCCAAGGUGACCAGUGCUGAGGUUUGUGAGCCUGACUGGAGCCCCUUGAAGCUCUUAGAGCGAGUGGCACAGGGACAGUUCCAUGCUCUCAUUGACACAGGUGCUCUCAUCACCAACAUGGACAAUGAACAGGUUGCUCGAGAGCUCUUGGCCAAGCUACCACCACAAGACUUUGAUGGCGUGGUUUUCUUAGACCCGAGCGAUCGGAAGAUGAUCUUGCUGAGGGGUUCCUCCUCGACGGGCGCGGCUCGGGCGGUCUCGUUGGUGACCAGCGGCGUGGUGCCGGAACGGCGCUUCACCUUCUUCGAUCAGGUGCAUACCACGGGCAUGGACAUCCUGGCGGCUCCUUGUGCCAAAGCCGUGCUCACCGUUGGGAAGGACAUGAACUUCAGGGACUAUGCACAAGGCGCCUUCCGCAUGCGCAAGGUGGGCAAAGGUCAAUGCAUCCAUUUGCUGGUCAUCCCAGAGGUUCAAACCCGCAUUGUUGCUGAACUGGGUGGCAGCGGGCAGCUGAUCCUGGAUGUGCCCAAGUGGCUUUUGCUGAACUCCUGCCGUUCCGAAUCAUUGCAGUCUUUGAAGUUGUUGGCACAGGAGCUGAGCAACGGCUGGCGGAAGCAGGCGCUCCAACACCUUUGCUCCGACGUCAUUGCCCACGAGAAGAUGCCGCCCGCCCAGCGGAUGCGACGCUUCUGCUCCGCGGAGCCCCUGAGAGCCUGUUUGCGGCCAUUCCAGGACCAAAUCAGCUUCAAGGUGGAGGAUCAGAUCAUCGCACCGAGGUCUUACAGGGACACCAUGAAGCAGCAGUGCGAUGAGCACUGGCCCUUUUCUCAGGAGGACCUCGCUCGGCAGACCGUGCUCCUGGAGCGCAUUGCGGCAGAGUCGCAGGUGGCCGAACACCAGGAGAUGCAUCAGGGCUUUGCAGCGGAGGUGGUACACGAGCAGGAACAGGAGCAGCAACAAGAGCAAGAGGAGGAGCAGGAGGAGGAGCAAGAGAACGCCUUCACGCGCGAUGAUGAGCAAGCCAAUCCAUGGCGAGCUCAAGUGUUGUCCGAUGCGCCAAAGGAGGAGGGUGAGGGCGAACGGCCCUUCUACCGGUUGUGCCACUUUCGUGCGCGGCCAGAGCAGCCACAGCUGCCUUUGGAUGAUGAGCUUUGGCUGAGCGACAACUUCUUCCGUCCCAGUUGGGUAGGCCUCGGGGAGAGACGCUUGAAGACGGCCAGCGUCUUGCUGGAGUGGCACCCGGAGAUCUCUCAGGCGCGGCAGAAGCGUGGGAUGCAGAAGCGGGUACGUCGCAUCUUCGAAGAGUUGCAGCAGACAGGUGUAGCACCAACGGAGGCAGCGAUGAAAGCCCUGAUGAAAGCCAAGGAGUCCAUUCGCACUGAACCCUUGACGCCCGAAGAGUUGGCAGGAAGUGAUGAGGGGCAUCGCUACCUGGUGCUGGUCACCUUGGCUGAGGCCGAGACCCUGCGUUGGCUGGCGCGCAGCAGCAGUAGCUCUUCUUCGCCCCUGCGUGAUGUGGGCUUCGCGCUCCGGAGCUUGGGUGGAAGGCCCUUGGAGGCCUCCGCUGGCUUCGUGCGUGGUGAGGAGAAGAUCGACAGGCUCCUGUCACUGGUGCGGCUGUUCAACUGCGAGAUGUUCUUCACCAAGGUGGAACUCGAGACCUUGGAGGCGCAGCUCCAUGAGGUGCCUUUGCAUUUGCGGCAGAAUUGGUUCGAAGAGCUGUUGCGCUUGCGCCGAAGAAGAGCACGCUUCCUUUGGCUGGACACACCAGUGGCAAAACUCUUUACUCCACAGGAGGAAUGGAAAUCCCUCCGAGCUCAAUCCCUGCGCUGCGCGCUGCAGCGCGCCUUGCGACACUUCGCUGGGCCCUUGGAGGAUCUCGAGGCACUACUGCGGCCGAUGAGCCCCGAUGCCCUGGGGCAGCACCUGCUGAGGCUGAGGCAGGGCUGA